AUGGGAGGCUUCAUUGAGCGCCAAUCGGAGAAGUACAGCGAAACUCCUGGAGAUGCUUCCUUUGUCAUCAAAGCCUACUCUCAAGAGAAGUCUCACGUCCUUGCGACGCUGGCACAAAACUAUGGUUUCUGGGAUUCGUACCAUGCCGAGCAUCCCGGUCCUACCAACCCCAACAGACAAUUUGCAACCUCCGGCUCGACGUGUGGUAUGGUGGACAACACUGACCAGGCUUCUGGUUGGUUCGCCAAUGUCACUGGAACUACCUGUGCCAAGUCAAUCUUUGAGUCCUUGUCCGAUAAGAAUAUCACCUGGAAGAACUACUAUGAGACUGAUAUCAUCGAUGCCUGGAUGUACAAGUGGGUCCAAGACAACGCAAUGGAUAACCUUGUUCACGCCGAUCAGUUCUAUACCGAUCUCGAGGAGGGCACUCUACCUGAGUUCUCGUACAUCAAUCCUGAGUGCUGUACUAUUGACUCCAUGCACCCAUCGAGCAACAUGGCAGCCGGUGAGCAGCUCAUCAAGCAUCUGUACGACGCUGUGAGAAAGUCUCAGUACUGGAACGACACGUCAGUGAUCACCUCACCUUCCAAGACCAACAACUUAUUGAACAUCGAACAGNNAUUGAUCAUCAUCAACUUUGACGAACACGGUGGUUUCGCCGACCACGUCGGUCCACCAGUCGAUAUCCCAGCUCCUGAGGAUGGCAUGACUUUCAGCGGCAAGAGCGACGCCCACAACGUGACUUACGACUUUACUCGCCUCGGAGUCCGGUAA
Messenger RNA from Aureobasidium uvarum, 774 nucleotides. NCBI's taxonomy places the organism in Eukaryota, Fungi, Ascomycota, Dothideomycetes, Dothideales, Saccotheciaceae. The record is from the annotation of a GenBank genome assembly.